AUGUCUACUGACCCAACCCUGAAAAAUAUUUCAUGUCUCAAAACUCUCGCAUUGAAUAUUCUUAAGAAUAGCUCCCCAGGGGUUAUUGAAAAAAAUGUUGACAUUCCAGAACUAGACCCAUGCUCAAGUUGUCUUGAGGAUUAUAUGAAAGAUCUUUCACAAUGUCCUACAUGUGCAAUAGAAAUUGAAUCUAUUGAUUAUGUGCAUUCUGGCACUUCUGAGCAAAGUACCUUGGACCUAAUGCAAAUUUCGCCACAAAUGGCACAAAUAGCAUCUGAUCAGAGCCAGAAUAUA
Messenger RNA from Racocetra fulgida, 294 nucleotides. The record is from the annotation of a GenBank genome assembly. NCBI's taxonomy places the organism in Eukaryota, Fungi, Glomeromycota, Glomeromycetes, Diversisporales, Gigasporaceae.